GCUUCUUCACAUCACAGAUGGUAGUCUUAUCACAACUGUUCGCAGAUGAUAUACCACUGCCUCGUGGUAAUGCAGCCAAAUGGUCAUCCAUCUUUGUGAUGUUUGCGUCUUUCAGCUAUAUGUUUACUUGCACUGAAGUAAACAUCAUUGCACAGCAAAUCAUGCUUCAGCUUUUUAUAUCAUUAUUAGCUCAAAGUAUGUUAAAGCUGUGUGAUUUUCUGGAAGAACUCAGGCACAUUCCUUCCAGAUACAAAAAUAGCUGGAAGGCUUUUAGUGCAUCAUUUAAUCAUAACGGAUAUGGCUAUCGAUUAGUAGUAUUUAUACUGUUCUACUGCAUUGUUCAGCACUGCAGGAUUGAUGAUGUUCAUUUUAUAAGUUCUUUGGCAUGGAAUGUAAGCAGUUACUGUUUCUGCUGUGCUUUCCUCAAGGUUUUUGGAUUCCUUGAUCUCACUCCAGCUGAAAUUUCAGAAAUCUGUGAGAAGAGUAAAUUUAAUGUUGCUCAUGGAUUGGCUUGGUCCUAUUACAUUGGUUACCUGAAAUUAAUUUUGCCAAAUCUGGAAGAAAGAAUAAAGAAAUGCUAUGUUAAAAAUGUACUAGAUUGCAAAGAAAAUUGGAAGUUAUACAUCCUAAUCCCAUUCAGCUGUAAGAUUUAUGGCAAAUUGGAGAAGAUGGACAGCAAGAUUGAAUUCUGUCAAAACCUGCCAGAGAUCUGUAUUGACAGAGCUGGAAUAAAAGCAAGAAGUUACAAGAAUAGUAUUUAUACCAUUUAUGAUCAAAAUAGCAGGCCUCAUCAUUGUAUCCUUGAAUAUGCCACACCACUGGGGUCAUUGUUUGAAAUGUCGAAUGAUGCCACUGCAGCCUUUAACAAAGAACAGCGUCUAGAGCAGGCCAAGUUGUUCUAUAUCACCUUAGUGAAUAUCCUGAACAACUCUCAAGAAUGUGCAGGUUACUUUAGACUAAUUCCAUAUGAUGAUGACUUAGGGGAAGGACAAAUGGACUCACAUUUUUUAUCUACCCUGAUCCUGAAGCAUCUGGCACAGGAGAGAAUAGAAUAUACUGUACCAGAACAAGCCACUUGGAAUGAACUAUUAAAUGAAGACCAAUUAAUGAUCAGCAAAAGUGAUGAUCCACAGACUUUACAAAGUACAAAUCACUAAGUGGUGUAUCUUCAUCUAUAUAUUUUACUGUAAUUUUUACUAGUGCCUUAUUUCAAGAUUUUAUUGCACUAUUCAGUGUUGACACAAUUAUCGAUGCCUAUGCUAGAUUUAAAAGUUGUCCAUAUUCCUUUUGAGAUUUAAAAUGGAAUAUCAAAUUCAAGUGACAAAUA
Hemiscyllium ocellatum (epaulette shark) is the source of this 1327-nucleotide messenger RNA. RefSeq names its product stimulator of interferon response cGAMP interactor 1 (gene sting1). The coding region runs from base 18 to 1157 and encodes 379 amino acids. Gene Ontology annotation, cellular component: endoplasmic reticulum membrane; autophagosome. Gene Ontology annotation, biological process: activation of innate immune response; reticulophagy; positive regulation of type I interferon production. Lineage: Eukaryota; Metazoa; Chordata; Chondrichthyes; Orectolobiformes; Hemiscylliidae. The transcript is spliced from 7 exons. The record is from RefSeq and is a predicted model, not a curated record. Gene Ontology annotation, molecular function: cyclic-di-GMP binding; 2',3'-cyclic GMP-AMP binding.